This is a messenger RNA of Schizophyllum commune H4-8, 4209 nucleotides long. RefSeq lists its product as uncharacterized. The record is from RefSeq and is a predicted model, not a curated record. Lineage: Eukaryota; Fungi; Basidiomycota; Agaricomycetes; Agaricales; Schizophyllaceae. The transcript has 5 exons. Bases 168 to 3884 code for a protein of 1238 amino acids.
GCAUUUGCCAUCCCAAUACUCUAUGAUCUAACCCAAGCUAUUGUGCUACUACCACCGGCUGCUCUCUUCGAUUCCCUGGAACACACCAAGUCGCCAUGGCUUCCCAGAGCAGGCCCGAACCGAUGAACGCGUCCCCGCACCACUCGAAGGUGAAGGUGUCGUUGACGAUGGGGAACCGCGUGUUCGUCGCAGGCGGAUCCCUCAGAGGGCAGAUGGAGGUGGAAUGUCGCGCGGACAAGGGUCUCGCGCUCAAUGUGAUGAUGGUCGAGCUAUUCGCAAUACAGGAACUUACUUCCCGGGACCACUCCGCGACGUCUACAUUCAUCCACGCCAGACGACUUUUCCAAGGCCCCGGUCUACCCCCGUCCAAUGCCGUACAGGCCCUCCCCGCACCAGGCGAUCCCCAGUACCCCAACCACUACUACCAAGCGCGCCGCGGCAUUUCCACCUUCCCCUUCCGCAUCCCCGUCCCCUCCACGAGCCCCUCCUCGAUCACCUUUGGAUCGGGCCUCGCCAAGGUCCGCUACGAGGUCCGCGCGACCGUCGGCGUGUUCUGGAAGGGCGAGAAGCGCCUCGUGAUCGACAAGACGGAGGUCGACGUCGUCGAGAGCUAUGAGGAGGACUUUGCGCGCGCGGAGCCUGAGGGCGUGGUCGUGGGCGAGAACGGCAAGAUCUGGGCGCAGGGUAGGGUGAUCGGCGGCGUUGUGGUCGCGGGGGAAAGCGCGUGCGUCGAGCUGCAGCUCAAGAACCACUCGACGAAGAAGAACUCGGGACUAGCAAUCAGCUUGUCGCGACAUUUGGUGUUGCCGGAAAUCUCAGGAAGCGGAAAGCCGCCACUGCAGAUUGCGGACACACUCACCAGUGUGUCAUUCAAGAGUGCUGACUAUAUUAUGCCUCCCGGCGCGGAGGGCGUCGCGAGUCUCGUCUUCGACGUACCGAAGCAUGCCCGAGGCGUGCGAGGGGGGCCUUACGAAGGCGGCGGGCAACUUAAGCGCCGGGAGUCCCAGGCCAUCUUCGAGAUCAAAACGAUCCUCGAGAUCAAGAUCCUAAUGGGUCUCACAGGAAAGGAUAUCGUGCUCGAGAUCCCGGUACCCGUGGUUCAUCCUCUGGCUUUACCAGAAAUGCCAGCACAGGAUAUGAUGCCGCCACUUUCACAAGCCACUCCGUAUCCCAUGUUCGCAUCCCCUCCACCGCCGAAACCCUACUUCGACCCGGGAGCACAGGUUCCAUGGCCGGACUAUCGCGCGACAAGUCCGUAUGCCUCACCUACACCUUACAAUCCCAUCGGCUCCCCUGUCGCCUAUUACGACCAAGCACAGCAACAAGUAUGGCUGCCGCCGCCAUCAGUUACUCCACAACCUUACCAGUACUUUUCUCCUCCGAACGCUGCUCCAACGCCGUACUGGGCCCCUCAGGCCUAUCCCAAUGACCCGCAACCCAGCCCGCCACCUCCACCAGUGCCUCCACGACCUUCGAGUGCCGGCGCGACGCGCCGAACGCCUGACGGGUUGCCACCCAACGUUACUGGACAGCAUACGCUACUGCCUUUGGUGGCGCAGGCCCCGCCGUUGGCUGCGGCGCAGAGUAGGGAAGAGGGCAAGGGAGAGAGGGCGUCUCGAAUUGCGCAGACGCUGCAUCACUCGUCGAGGCAUAGGUCGGUGUCGCCGCAAGCGCAUCGGUACCCUGUUCCCGCUGCACCCCCGCAUCAACCAAUACCGCCGCACGCACUCCCGCCGCACGCGCUCCCGCCUCCUCUCCAAACUUCUCUAUCCCAACCUCCUGCCGGGCUCGCCUCGCCACAAUCUCCUGGCGAAGCCAUCCUCCACUCGCCCCGCCCCAUGCUCACACCUAAGCACUCCUUCACCAGCGACCCCAACAUGCGGCCCAAAUCCGAGAACGUCACCGACCUGGAAAGCAUGGCGGACGAGAUUAACGAGAAGGUCAAUGACCUGUCGGGCGAUUUGCCGAAGGGGACGUUCUCGCCGCCGCCCGUCGAUCCGAGCGCGAGGUAUAGGAAGCCGACGCUUGCGGCGCUGGGGGCGAGGGUGAGGAUGAGUGAUGUGGGGGCGAGGGCGGGGUCGAGCAAUAGCGGCGCGCUGGCACCCCCAGUGCCGGCGAAGGACAAGAGGCAGAGUCUGCCUGCGGUGUCGCGGCGGACGACGGAGGAUACAGCCAUACCCACUGCAGCUACUGCGUCAGACGCGCAAGAGCCGCCAUCCCCGCAGAAACCUCGCACACCUCCAACCCCGAAUCUCACUGCAGUGCGCCCAGUGGCCAAGCGGCAGAAGAGCGCGACAUAUUUGGCGUCGCCGACCAGUGGUCCGAGCGGCCUGGACGCGCUGGAGGCGAAGCUGCUCGCGCAAGUGGGGACGAGGAAGGCGGAUGAGGGGAAGAGGGUGCCGGACGUGCGCUCAGUGCUCAGUGAGACCGCCAGCCCCAUCGAGAUCCCGAAGAAGGCGUCCGAGGACGAGAUGAUGGACGAGAGCGCGAUCUCGAGUCUGACGCUGGCGAAUGAGCUUGCGGGAGACGAAAGGCCGCCGCUGCAGGAUCUGGCCAGGGUUGAGCAGGAUCUGGCGCGACAAGAGCAGGAUCUACUCACCCACGAGCAGCUCAACCCGGAGUGGGAGGAGAAGACGCACCAGGGCGCGCGGUCGAACGGACCACAGUCGGACGGGGAGGACCUGAAGGACAAGCGGAAGGGGCGCUCCUCGCAUGGGGAGAGGGGCGAGAAGAAAAAGGAUCGCUCGCACCAGAAGAAGGACAAGAAAUCCGGGACGAAAGAGAAGAAGUCGGUGACGAACGGGCGCGUGGCGGCGUGGCUGGGUGGUGUUGUGGACGCCGACAGGCCGUCCCCCCCGCCGACCGUAGUGACGCCCAGCCCGGCGACGCCGCUGUUCCCGCUGCCUGAUCAGCCGGAGCGGAGUGCGAUCGAUUCGCCGGAGGUUAGCGAGAUGGCGAAGGAUGCUUCGCCGACCGUAGAGAGGCCUAUAUCUCAUGUGGAGGAUCCGGCGGGGGAGGCGGAGCAGCUCGAGCAGCAACAGGAACUGCCGAACCCAAGGUCGUCCGGCUUUGUUGCCAUCGGCACGUACAAGCGCGAGGAGGUCACCUACCGCCGCGUCUCGCGCUUUCGCACUGCAGAGCCUGAAGCACGCAAACUCACCGAUAUCUGGGGCUCGGAGGACGGGCCGUCCGCAGGUGAACGACGAGAAACCUCGUCUGGUACUGCGCGGGAGAUCUCGACUAGCACCCCGCGGCCCGACGGCGACAAGACACCGCGCAUCACUGCUGCUCAGCCCCCAUCUUACCUGCCCCCCGUCCCGCGCCUCGACCCCGAAGUCAAGUACGACAUCCGCUCGGCCCGCGGCGGGCGAGGGGGCAGAGUCACCGCGGUCGCGGCGCUCUGGGCGUCGGGCGCGGUGCAGGGCGCGCAGUCAAGUGUUGUGCGAGUUACGAAGCCCGCAAUUGCGAAGCCACCAGUUGAGGUGAAGCGGGCCGCCCGUCCGCCUGUGCUCGUCAAGCCCCCGAGUCUCGCUGGCCAGGCAGCAGUGACAUCCUCGCAUGCGGCGCCCCACUUGUCGUCAACAGCGUCGCUGGCAAGGCCGGCUUUGACUACGCCGCAGCCGCGGGUACCAGCGGCGCGGAUUAGCCCCAUUGUCGAAGAGACAUCGACGAGCAGGGCCAAUGAGGAUACGUCGCCCCCCGUCGCGACUUCCCCGAGCAAGCCUGCUUUCAGCAAGACGCGGGAGUCACUGACGAACCUGUCGACCCCGAAACCGGCGCCCAGGCAAUCGCUUGCCAGCGAAGGAUUCGCUUUUGGGCAGGCGCGAUUGCGCGAGCUCAUCAAGAAGUAUCAGGGUUCGUCCUCGUCGUCCAGCUCAUCGUGAUGUUGCACACGCACCUUGUAUCGCCGUUCACGCAAAUAUCUAUCGCAUUCGGACUUCACUAUCCCACCUUGCCUCCGAGUCGACUUACGCAUCCAUCUAACUGUCGUAUACCCUACAUACGUCAUCUGUUCACUGAUUUAUUGUCGUCGACAUGAUUUCGCUAUCAUACGUAUCCUGCUGUAGCCUGUAGUUGCGGUGUUCGCCAGUGUUGUUGCUGGACCUAUUCGGGUAUUUUAUGGCCACCGCGGACUUCCGAAUGGUGCACGACCUUGUCAUGACCUUUACGAAUAGAUAUGACUUCCGUGGCUUCCGGAACUCUGACAAG